Ochotona curzoniae (black-lipped pika) is the source of this 927-nucleotide messenger RNA. Its product is annotated as vomeronasal type-1 receptor 90-like. Bases 1 to 927 code for a protein of 308 amino acids. The transcript has a single exon. The record is from RefSeq and is a predicted model, not a curated record. Gene Ontology annotation, biological process: G protein-coupled receptor signaling pathway. Gene Ontology annotation, cellular component: membrane. Gene Ontology annotation, molecular function: pheromone receptor activity. Lineage: Eukaryota; Metazoa; Chordata; Mammalia; Lagomorpha; Ochotonidae.
AUGAAAAACAGCGAAUUUUAUAAUAUUGACCUAAGGAACAUAUUUUUCUGUGAAAUUGGCAUUGGAAUUUCAACCAACGCAUUCAUACUUCUCUCCCACAUCCCCUCAUUCUUUUUCCAACACAAGCCCAAGCCCAUCGACCUGACCAUUGCUCUCUUGACUCUGACUCACUUACUGAUGUUGAUCACCAUUAGUUUCAUUGCUAGGGACACAUUUGGGUCCCAAGAUUUCUGGGAUGAUGUCAUAUGCAAAUCAACUUUCUACAUUUACCGGGUGCUGCGAGGUCUGUCCAUGUGCACCACCUGCCUGCUGAGUGUCCAACAGGCCAUCAUCCUCAGCCACAAUAACUCCUGUCUAGCAAAAUUCAAACGGAUACCCUCCCAUCAGAGCCUGGGCUCCCUCCUUCUCCUGUGGGCUUGCUAUUGCACUAUCAGCACUCACCUGGUAUUUACCAUCAUUGCCACCCCCAAUUUGACAUCAAGCAGCCUACUGUACAUCACUGAAUCCUGUUCCUUUUCGCCUUUGAGUUACUCCUUCAGUCAGCUGUUUCCCACACUGGUGACUUUCCGGGAUGUCUCCCUUAUAGGGCUCAUGGCCCUCUCGAGUGGCUAUAUGGUGACCCUCCUGUGCAGGCACAAGAGGCAGUCCCAGCACCUUCAUGACACUAGCCUUUCUCUACGAGCCUCCCCAGAGCUGAGGGCCACAAGGGUCAUUCUGUUGUUUCUGUGGUCUUUUGUGGUAUUGUUCAGUUUGGACUGCACUAUCUCCUCUUUCAGAUUUAUGAGGAACAGUGACCCAAACAUCUACUGCAUCCAGAUUCUUGUGGCCAAUGGCUAUGCCAUCAUCAGCCCUUUCGUUUUCCUCAUUACCAAAAAACAAAUAAUUCUCUGUUGGAAGUCCUUGUGGCAGAGGGCAGUUAAUGUUUAA